Colletotrichum karsti is the source of this 1482-nucleotide messenger RNA. Its product is annotated as prolyl 4-hydroxylase. NCBI's taxonomy places the organism in Eukaryota, Fungi, Ascomycota, Sordariomycetes, Glomerellales, Glomerellaceae. Gene Ontology annotation, cellular component: endoplasmic reticulum. Bases 1 to 1482 code for a protein of 493 amino acids. Gene Ontology annotation, molecular function: iron ion binding; L-ascorbic acid binding; procollagen-proline 4-dioxygenase activity. The transcript has 2 exons. The record is from RefSeq and is a predicted model, not a curated record. Gene Ontology annotation, biological process: peptidyl-proline hydroxylation to 4-hydroxy-L-proline.
AUGGCAAAGUCCAAAUCGAAGAAGAGAAAGCAAAACGCGCAAGUCGAGGCGCCCAAUAAAGUAGCCAAAACGAAUGCGACAUCGACGAUUACCCCUCCACCCGAUAGCGAUGGCGACGCCACCUCCCUCGAGCCCAAGAGCUUGCAGACAGUCAUUUCGGACGAAGAGCUCGACAUCGCGGUCGACACAUUAAAGACGCUAUCACAGUACCCCAACCUCAUCAAGUCGAAAGCAUGCAAAGACCUUCGCGUUGCCGUCUACGACUUCCGCCAGGCAUCCGCCAGCGAUGCUCCCGGAUCGAACCUCGGACUUGUAGCGCGCAUCACGUCUGCCCUUACCGAUGAAAGAUACACCGAAGCGAGGAUACUCCUUGCCGAAAUGAAAAUUCGCGAGCAAGAACCAAAGCUUGGUGCUCUGUGUCGAUGGGUGCGAGACCUGGACAUGAUCAGCGGCUUGUCGACGAUACCCGGCGGAGAUGGUGCUGCCAUUCAGCGGAGCGAACUCGACGAACAACGCCUUCGCGUGAUGGAUGCCAUCUUACGAGUCACCGGCCCGGUCGAUACGAACCCGAAGGCAUUGCCAGUCUCGUCAACACCUGGCAUCGCCCUCCAGGAAAUCUGGGACGUCCGUCCUUCAACACCCUCAGAACAAGUCUACGCCUCCGUGCUGGACAAGACAAUCUUCAAAUCAGCGCCACCGGCUCUCUCUACUGGUCUUCGUAUGAUUGAGAGGACACCUGGCCCGCAACGCAAACCGCCCAACCACCACGAUGCCCUCCUCUACACCACCGCUCCAAACGCGAUUCCCUUGGCGACAGAGAAAUUAAACGUAUCAUACCUGCCACAUCCGAACGUCCCCAACCUCGGCGUUCUAAGCAACGUGCUGUCAAAGGAAGAAUGCAAAGCAAUCGUAGCCGCUGGUGAAACCGUCAACUUCCUCCCCGACGCACCCCUCCGCGAAGACGGCGACAUCAGCAUCCUCGCUCAUAACUUCUACUGGGUCGUCGACCCCCUUUUCCACGACACCCUCUGGUCGCGUGUCGCAGCACACGUCCCGGCCUCCGUCAAAGGUCGCAUGGCUCGCGGCCUCAACCGUCGUUUCCGCGUGUACCGCUACGUCCCCGGCGCCGAGUACCGUGCUCACAUCGACGGGGCGUGGCCGCCAUCGGAUGUCCUUCCGGACGACACAUACGUCUACGAUGCCUCGCCCGAGGGCAAGAAGCAGAGUUCGCUCUUCACAUUCUUGAUUUACCUGAACGAUGAGUUCGAGGGCGGGGAGACUACGUACUUCCUGCCGGCGGCACGGGAGGGAACGCUCAAUGCCUACCCGAUCCGGCCCGUGAUGGGCAAUGUUGCGGUUUUCCCGCAUGGGGACACUAGUGCGCUGCUGCAUGAGGGGACCGGAGUAAGGAAAGGUGCCAAGUAUGUCAUCAGGACAGAGGUGGAAUAUGAUGUUGAGCCGUCGGAGUCGGAACAAAAGUAA